AUGAGUGAUCUUGAAGAUAUAAAUUCCCCAAAUUCCCCAAAUUCACCAAAUUCACCAUCAUUAUCAUUGGAACAAUCUACUCGUGGAUCUACUCCACCUACAUCUACAUCAUCACCACCAUCUACUCAAAAUAAUGAUUCAAAAUCUAAAAGGAAUCUUGAAACUGAUGAUAUACACGACACAUUUGAUAAUAAAAAACUUGAGAAUGAAAUUAAUGAAUCUGAACAAUUGACUGAUUUAAAAAAUGAUCAAGAUUUGGAAGAUAUCAAAAAUAAUACUAAAGAUGUAAAAGAUGUCAAAGAUGUAAAAGAUAUCAAAACAACAGGUGGUGGUUUUGGCGGUUUUGGUGGUGGUGGUUGUUCCAAGAAAAAUCAAGACUUUAAGGACUCUAAAGAUUCAAAGAAAAUGAAAAAAUUAAAACCCAAAUCAAAUCCAAAAUCAAAUUCAAAACCAAAACCAAUUUCUCGAGCACCAAUUGCUACUGGUAUUUCUACUGAAAUUGAAGUUACUGGAGAAAAACCAAAACCAAUUCAAGAAGGUGAUCCAUCAUUAGAAGAUGAUGUUUUAUAUGCUAUAUUUGUUAUACUUUAUGAAGAAGAUUUAAUUGAAAAAGAAAAAGAAAAAGAAAACGAAAAAGAAAAAGAAAAGGGAAUGACAGUAAAACAAAUUACUGAUAUAUUAGAUGAAAAAUAUCCUCAAUUUACUAAAAAUACUGGUAAAGUAUCAAAUUUAGUUUCAGCAAAAAUUAAUUCAUAUAUUAAACGUUUAGAAGCAGGUCAAACUAAUUUACGUUAUGCAAUUUCAAGAGAUUGGGGGAAAAAUACUCCUAAAAGAAUGUUAUAUAAAUAUCGUGGAAUUUUAGCUCCUGGUUGGGAAAUUAAAUUAAAAGAAUUACAAAAGCAACAACAAGAGAUUAAACAACAAAAUGAUCAACAACAGGAACAGGAACAACAACAAAAUGAUGAUGAUGAUGAUGAUUCUCAAGAAUUAAACCUACAACAACAACAACAACAAAUUGAAGAAUUUAAAUCAUCAAGUUCUGAAUCACCUAAAUCACGUAAAAAAAAUUCUCAACCUCAAUCAAUAUCAACAAAUUUCAAAGAUCAUUUUAAUGAACUUGAUCAACAACAACAACAACAACAAGAAGAUCAAGAUCAAGAUCAAGAUCAAGAUCAAUAUCAAUAUCAAUAUCCAUUACUCCUGUCAUCAAUUUCAUCAUCAAUUUCAAAAUCAAAAUCAACAAUGAAGAGAAGAGCUACCAUGUUUGAUUUAGGAAGACCAACAUUUUUAACUACUGGAGAAUUUUGUGAUCAAUUACCACCAUAUUUAAUUAGAAAACUGACGAAAAUUGAAGAUGUUCUUGAUGAAGAAGUUUUACAAGAUGAUAAUGAUGAAGAAGAAGAAGAAGAAAAUGAUUUAUCUUCAUUAUCACAAAAAGAUAAAACCAGUAAUAAAACCAAUAAUAAUAGUAGUAAUAGUAAUAAUAAUAUUAAUAGUGGAAAUAUUAUUAAGAUUAAAAAAAGACGAUUGACUUGGGCUCCAUUAGGUGAAACUGGUGAUGAUGAUUUAGGAUUAGCAGCAUUUAGAGCUUUAAGUACUAGUACUACUAGUGCUACUAAUAAUAAUGGUGGUAGUGGUGGUAAUGGUAAUGGUAAUGGUAAUGGUGGUAAUGGUGGUAAUGGAGGAGGAGGAGAAAGAUUAUUAUCAUCGAUUAAUUAUAAAAAAAAAUGGUUUCAAAUGACUGAAUUACCUAAACCAGAAUUGACUAGUUUAUCUGAAUUAGAAAAAUAUUGGGAUUAA
Candida dubliniensis CD36 is the source of this 1800-nucleotide messenger RNA. It is a transcript of the gene GDS1, whose product is annotated as Gds1p. The record is from RefSeq and is a predicted model, not a curated record. Gene Ontology annotation, cellular component: SWI/SNF complex; nucleus. Gene Ontology annotation, molecular function: transcription coregulator activity. NCBI's taxonomy places the organism in Eukaryota, Fungi, Ascomycota, Pichiomycetes, Serinales, Debaryomycetaceae. Bases 1 to 1800 code for a protein of 599 amino acids. The transcript has a single exon. Gene Ontology annotation, biological process: regulation of transcription by RNA polymerase II.